AUUACAUAGAAAUUUCGGAUUAAAGCAUUUUCCAGGAAACUGUGAAGAUUUGGAUAUAACCUGCAUCCCAAAGGAAACUCCCCCCAUUAAUAGUAGGAAAACACUGCCCUACUCCUUAGCUCUGAAGUUAUUUUUUGACGCGUAUUCUACGCGCACUAUAGCACCUUCUCUUUCCAUAUUCUGUAUUUUGUUGAAUUUAUAGCAAAAUUUACAACCCAGAAAAUAUAUACACACAAUAAUAAUAAAUUAUUAAAUAAUAAAAACCCGGAUUUUUAUUUUUAUAAUUAUUUGCUUUUGUCAUUCCCAAUUGGCUGCCUUCUUUUUUUGCCCCAUCCAGGCCAACUAUUAGUAUAUAUUCAACUCUCUCAAAUUCGCUUCCCUCUCGCCCCUCUUCCCCGUUCUUUUCUCUAUCUUAGAUUUACUAUCCUUUUUUUUUUGUUAUCAGUUUUUAUUAUUAUUUUUUUUUGGCGAUUUUAGCCGGAAUUAGAUAUGAGUUAUUACAAUCAGCAACCCCCCGUCGGUGUUCCUCCUGCUCAAGGGUAUCCACCGGAAGGUUAUCCGAAGGACGCAUACCCGCCACCAGGGUACCCUCCACAGGGGUACCCGCCCCAGGGUUACCCUCAGCAAGGUUAUCCUCCUCAAUACGCACCCCAGUACGCCGCUCCUCCCCCUCAACAGCAGAACAAUAGUACCGGUUUCAUGGAAGGAUGGUCAGUUUCCUUUCUCUUACCAAUCCCUCUUUUUUUUUUUCUUUUUUUUUGGGUAUGCUUUUGUUAUCUGAGAAGCCACGAUCUGUGAUUGUUGAUUGGAUCUGUCUUUCCUUUUUUUUUCAAUUUUUUCCUUUGAAAAUUUUGCCAUAGUUUGAAAAUUGUUUAAUUCGCUGGCGAUCGCCAAUCACCGACGCGGAUAUAUUUUGUCUGGCCCACUUUUGUUUGAACUUCCUUCACUGCCCUCAGCCACCGAUCCUUUGUUUUUAACCUACCGUUGAGGUUUUUAUUUUUAUUUUUUUGUUUAACCAUUUAUCUUCAAGGAAAGUUUGAUUUUCACAUAUCUUAGUAAUCUGAUCAGCUUUCAAAGUCUUUAAAUUAUUUAUGAAGAAAAGCGUAGAUGGUGUUUGAGUUUUUCCCGGGGUUUCGGUUUUCGUUUGAGUUGUUGAAGCUUUGAUAUUUUAUCCUGCACUAAUAACCUGCUUGAUCUCUUCCUCUAUGCGAGAUUUACCCGGUGAACUAGUUAUUUUAGUUAAUUAUAACUCUUUUUUUUUUAUUCCCUUUUUGCGUACCUGCUAGUUAUGCUUAGGAAUCAGGACAUUAGAUGUUAUCACUGAAUACGGGAUUCAGAAUUUAGUAUUGUGUUGAAUCCUAAGAAGGAUUAGCCAAAAGAUAAGUCAAAGACACAUUUUCGAUGGUCUAGGAAACUGUGUGUCUUUAUGUUUGUUGGUUUAAAAAAACAGAGGCAUUCUUAUUUUAACAUCACCUGCCCUCCCACCCCACUCCCCAACCUAACAUAUGAAAGGGUUUGCUUCUUUUUUUCUUUUUUUUUUUUCCUCUUUUAAAUUUAGUGAAUAUAUAUAUGCUGGCUGCCUAAUUAGUUGCAACUAUUUGUGGGGUGCUGCGAUAAAUUGUAUUUAUAAGUGAAUUUGUUUUACUGUUUACUGAUUGUUGUGUAGAAAUCAUUGGACUGAUGGAUAAAUUUUCUGUGAAUGUGCAGUUUGGCUGCUCUGUGCUGUUGUUGCCUGCUGGACGCCUGCUUCUGAGUGGAGAUGUGUGCUAUGUUAGAACAGAUUUAUUUUGCGCUAUCCAGAUUUAAAGAUGAGGGAUAGUAGAACUUUGCAAACCUUCAUUUUGGUUUGUUAUGAUUGGAUAUAUGAUGAAAGACGAUUAAUUGUUUAUGUCUGACCCUCUGUUGGUGUCGUUUCUUUAGUUAAUGAUUUGCACUCUGCUUCUCAUUGUUCAUCUGAAUUGGCUUGUCUGCUUUUUCUUAAUUAUUAUCUUUCUUGGUUUGAUGCCUGCAAACGGUCAAAUUUCUUGGUUAUGGAUUUUUUUUAAGCCAUCUAGAAUAAUAUUACUACCAGUAGACAUCCUAAGACUUGCCGUUUAUGAAGGACUUUAGACUUGGGGGUGGUGACUUUAGACUUGGGGAUGGUGCCGUCGUGAAUGGAUAUUGUAUUUUCUCUGUGUCUACCUCCCUACAUCAUGCCUUCAUUGAAUCAUGGCUAUUCAUUUUGUCUUGGUUUGUCUUUGAAAUUGUCCCAAUGAAAGGAACUUGUGAGGUGCAAGUAUUAGCAGUGAAACUGUGGAUGUAGUUCCCCUUCAGUGGGACGGUUGUCGAAGCCUUAUUUUCAUGUUAGGAGUUCGUGGUAAUAUUGAUCCUUGAGACAUAGUUCCGAGAUCCAAUUUUCAUACUUCUUAACCUACUAGUUUACCACUUAACCACCAUGAUAUCCUGUGCGCCCGAGUUUAACCCGAAAUUGAAUCUAGGAUUACAAGGUAUCGUGCUUUUUUGAAUUUUGAUUGUAGCCAUCGCUGUCUGUGUGCGUCAUGCAACAUAUUGAUAGCUCCAUACCAACAUAAAGAAAGCGCGUUUUCUUGAACUCUUGUAGUACACAAACAUAUUAAGUAAUUUUUUUCCAGUGUGGCAGGAGGUUGGGUUGGGGGAAGAUAAUCUUAAUGUUGUCUGAUUACCCGGAAACGCUAAUUAUCAGUUCCCUGUAUGUUUAUCGGUUACCAUAAUUCGUAGGAAUCACAAUGAAGCAAUUGAAGUACUUGAAGUUGUUUUCUUGGAACUACCUAGUGAACUCUCGUGGUUUAACGGCAUUACAUAGGAUAAUAGAGGAAUAUUCUUUUCAUCCCAUUUCAAUAUUUGUUAAAACUUCAUCAUCGUAAAGGGGCUAAUAAAUAAAGACAAAUGGAGUUCAAAACAAGAAUGCAAACCUUAUUAAUUGAACUUCAUCAUUUAUAACAAACUCAUGUUGACACCAUCAAAGCAGACCAUCACCAACAGCCAAAAAAAUUAAUUUACUGUUUGAUGCAAUAAGCGAGAG
Oldenlandia corymbosa var. corymbosa is the source of this 3040-nucleotide messenger RNA. Lineage: Eukaryota; Viridiplantae; Streptophyta; Magnoliopsida; Gentianales; Rubiaceae. The record is from the annotation of a GenBank genome assembly.